This is a messenger RNA of Aspergillus heteromorphus CBS 117.55, 909 nucleotides long. RefSeq lists its product as uncharacterized. The coding region runs from base 223 to 798 and encodes 191 amino acids. The record is from RefSeq and is a predicted model, not a curated record. The transcript is spliced from 4 exons. Lineage: Eukaryota; Fungi; Ascomycota; Eurotiomycetes; Eurotiales; Aspergillaceae.
AAGCAGAGGAUGCUGGAGGGAUCCAAGGAUAGCAGCAGCUUCGUCCGUGACGCCGUCGGAGGGCCAUCGCCCAAGAGCGACUAGCCUGUGUGACUCUGGCUGCCGACUGAAACCUCACUAAUCGCAGGCUGGGAAAGGGAAAGAGCAGACGGCCCUAAAUUAGUGAAUCCCCAGGAUUGCCUGAUAGUAGACCUGUUGUACGUACUGAUACGCUGGCGCAAGAUGAAGUUCAACAGCGCCGUCAUUCUGUCCUCCAUCCUGGCCGUGGCCGUGGCCCAGGACUCGUCCUCGACCACCAGCAGCGCGACCACCACCGCCAGCCUCUCUCCCCAGGCAUCCUGCGCCGCCAAGUGCACCGCCACGGACAUCUGCUGCAUCGCCGCCUGCUACGAAGUGCCCUGCCCGAACAACUCCCAAGUCAACGACACCACCAGCUGUGUGGCCGCCUGCCCCCAGGGCUCCGGCUCGGCCAGCGACCAGAAGGCCUACGCUAGCUGCGAGAGCAGCUGCGUGAGCAGCUACUUCCUCGCCACUGCGACGGGCGCAUCGGGCUCGUCCGCCACCAAGGGCAGCUCCAGCGACGCCAGCACCACCAAGAGCGGAAGUUCGUCGACGUCCACUGGCUCGAGCUCCAAGUCCGGUUCCAAAUCCGGUUCCUCCUCCGACUCCACCGGCACGGCGACCGGCACCAGCGCCCACGCCAGCUCGACCGAGAACGCUGCCGCCAUCGCCCAGCUCAAGCUGGGUGUUUCCGCCGCCGGUGUUCUCGGCUUCGUUCUGGCCGCCUGGGCUCUGUAAGCUUGGUCUCGUUGGAACUGAUGUAUUCAACCUGACCUGACCUGACCUGAUCCUUGUGAUCCGAUCCGAUCCGAUCCGGUCCGAUCCGGUCUACUUUGCUUUGCUUUACCC